Messenger RNA from Nylanderia fulva, 7764 nucleotides. RefSeq lists its product as uncharacterized. The record is from RefSeq and is a predicted model, not a curated record. Gene Ontology annotation, molecular function: protein binding. Lineage: Eukaryota; Metazoa; Arthropoda; Insecta; Hymenoptera; Formicidae.
UAUACUUUGCAAGUUUUAUUAUGAAAUCUAUAGUAAAUUCUCUCUCUAUUCUUGGAAUUACGUCACGUAAAAUCUAUAAUCAAGUUCAUUUGCUAAUAUAUUGCUAAGAAUAAUAAAUAUUUAAUAUAAUCAGCUGUAACUGAUUGAUUAAAUAUUUAUUAUUCUUGGCAAUAUACCAAGUGAGACAGAGAUCGAUUAAAAUGAUGAACUUGUUUCAUAAGCUUAUCCUAAAAGGUAGAAAAAUUGAUCAGUGUGUAUCGUAUUUGCGUAUAUAUAUCGUAUUAUUAUUCCAUUUCCUUCGGCCCUCGUCCGUUCCAUAUUUUAAGCCACACGUAUAUUAUUCUGCGGCGGAGUCACGUGGCCGCGCGUUCUCAGGGCCAACUAAUCAAUGGAUAAGCAUCGACCUCCGCACCGACGAGGCUGGCAUUGGUGAUUCAGUUGUGCCACGGGGGUGCACUCGUCCGAUGAUGGCAACCCUUCUGUUUUAUUCCCUCUAAAAGCAGUCGAGUGGGACAAAAUGCUGAGCUCGAGUUCGCCGAUCGAUCGUCCCAGUCUGCAUCCUGGUACCAGAUACUUCAUCGCACCACGAGUGCCCCACGGCCUCGCAGCCGUGGUCGAGGGUCUUACUAGGGAGGUCCUGCGUCAUCAUCCUGAGGACAUUUACGUUUUCGCGGCGCACCACUUCGAGAAGCUGCUGAAACUGCGGGACCAGUAUCACGCCGAAGUAUACAGUGGCCGCGAAUUCGAUCAUGAAUUCGGUGGCGAGUUCAAACUGUGGCCUACUAAGCAAGUUAAGGAUGUCGGAAGAUCUUCGAACAGCGAUGGAUCCUUGGAGAAGAAGAUCGAACUUUUCGAGAGACGCGAAAAAAUGUCCACCGACGUGGAAGAGAGCACGGAUAUUUCCACCGAUAGAGAGAAUCGGAAGACGUCGAAGCAAACAUGCUCGAGAGGUCUCUCGACCACGAAGAGGACCUCGAAGAAAUCGAAGGACAAUGACGCGACGUCGGAUGUUCGCGCGACGAGGAUCAUCUCGCAGAUGUCUUCUCUUCAUGGUCCCAGCAAGCAUAUCCAGACCAAGGAUAUUAAGCAGGAACUCAGAAAGAACAAAUUAAGCGGCGAGAAAGGAAAAACAGUAGAUACGGAGAAAGGGAUGCGAAAUGAGAGACGAUCUAGAAUGAAGGUUUCUAAGACGGAAAAGGAUCCCGAGGAGGAGAUCGAACGUACUACGACGACGACGACGAGUUCGAGUAGAACCUCCGCUCGGAGACCCUUGAGGAAAGUGCGGCGAAUUGAGAGUGAAUCCGAGACCGAGACAGAGCGUGAAAUGACGGCCAGGGUUGGACGUGAAAAUGGAUCGAGCGUCAAGAACAACGGUGCAAGCAGCGAGACCCUCUCGCGGACCGGAAGCAAGGAGAAAAGACCGGAAGCGUGGCUCUCCGAACAUUCCUCCGAGAGGAAAGUGUCGUCGAGAGCGCUCAGCAUGGACCGUAUCCGGGCGUAUGUGUUGCGGAAAUUCGCCAGCACUGCGAGUCUGGAGGUGUUGCGGUCGCCUACGUACGUGGAACAGGUGCAGGAGGUGAUUGAUCGCGCGGUACCGAUCAUCAAGGAGAAACUGGAGGAGGUGAAGGUGCCGCGAGGAAAGCGUUCGAGAUCGGUCGACCUCGUCUGGAACAGGGAGUCCUUCCGCCAGCACACUCGGGAUGAGAAGAAAUACCGCGACGAAGAGGAAGGCGGAAGAAAAACCACCGGAAACAAACUGCCGGAGCGGAAAGUCGAUACCGAUCGGAAGGAAGAGAAGGAAAGUUCUCUCGAAAGAGAUGAAACAGAGGAAAAGAAAUUGAGGAGACGCAGCGCGGGAUCGGGCAAAAAAUCGAGAAGACGCGAAAACGGUUGUCGCAAUGACGUCGAAAUGAUCGAUCAAGUUGACAGCAAGCACAGUGACAAGUUGGAGCACGAAUAUGGGACACGUGACACCUUAGAAGCGAAAUUGAUCGCCACGCAGAACAUCCUGGAAGAUAUUUCCAGAUCCGCGUCCGAUUUGGGUGGCGUUCGCAAGAAUGAUUCUGCGGGAGGUGAACCGCCGGAACCGGAAGUCUCCGAUCAUGCGAACAUCGUCUCCCUGCCUGUGGUGAGACCACCGUCUUCUAGAAAUUCCAGAAGCGCCACCAGAAACGGUUCGGAUAGUCUGACACUGCCGCCCAUCUCUCCGGAGGCUCCCAAGUCGACGAAGAAGAAGGACGAAUUAUCCUUGCCGGUUCUGCCGGUGUCCAACGGCAAUAAUUCCGCUGGAAAGUCCCAGGACGACGAGGAAGCCUCGACGUUGCGCGACAUUACGAAUGAUAUAGAGGAUAUAGCGAUUCUCCCUGAAGACGAUCAUGAAAAGGUGAUCGUAGACGCGGAAAAGCACGAAAUAGAUAAAAAUAUGGAUGAUGUUGCUCGAGAAAAUAUUCCGGAGCAAUUUAUUGCUGAGAAACGCGGAAGUCUCGAGGAGUUUGAGGAAUUGGAAAGAAGAAAGACGGCGGAAAUCUUCAACGACAGUUUGAACAUCACGCCGGAAGUGGCGGAUGUGCCGAGGCCGGAUUCGCUGGAAUCUGAUGAGGAGAAGAGGGUUGAAAACGAUGACGCGGAUCUUGCGAACACGUUCGACGAGCUGAAGGACAAGUUGAUCGAGAUCGAGAUGGUAGAACGAAAUAUCGAGAUGGCAUUGGCUAGCCAACAAUUCGCGAUGGACGGUGGCGAAGCGACAAGCCAAGCGGAAAAGUCGAUGAUUGACGGGAAGAUAAAUGACGUAGGAAAGUCAACUAAUGAGGUGGAAGAGACUGUGAAUGAGGUAGAAGAGUCGACGGAAAAAAUAUCGAUGAAUAAAGACGAUGGAAAGAAAAAGAACGACGAAGAGGAGAAAAAUUCGACAAAUAAAAUAGAACAAGGAAAAGAUGUAAUAGAAACAUCGACGAAUCAAAAAAAAAACUUAUCACACAUAAAUGAAACAGAAAUAUCGAAGAAUAAAGCGGAAGAAAAAAUAGAAAGAUCAUCGAACGAAACGACAAGUCAAGAAGAAACAUCAGUAAAUGAAAUUAAAAAAUCAACGAACAAAAUUAAUGAAGCAGAAGUAUUAAAAAAUGGAGACACGACAAGCCACGUGAAAAUAUUAACAAAAGCAGCAGAAGAGGCGGUCCAAGUACCCGAAGACGAAACAUCAACGGAUAAAAAAUCAACGGAUGAAAGAUCGAUAAGCAAAAAAUUAUCAACCGACGUGGAAGAACUAACAAAAGCAGCAGAAGAGGCGGUCCAAGUACCCGAAGACGAAACAUCAACGGAUAAAAAAUCAACGGAUGAAAGAUCGAUAAGCAAAAAAUUAUCAACCGACGUGGAAGAACUAACAGUUAUAAGUCAUAUCGAGGACGUACAGUUUAUAAAUCCAAAAUCACAAAACGAAGAUGAUCAGAUUACUCGAACAGCUGUUUACGAAACAGAUGAUGAUAACGCGGCAGUGUCUAAGAAUAAAGCCGAUAAUACGGCAAAUAAAUCUUCCAAUAAUACAGUUUGCGGAAAUGCUGCGAGCAAAGGCGAAAUCUCAGCAAGAAAUCUUCCUGAGAAUACCAGGACGAAAGCGCGGAAGAAACGCGAAAUCGAGUCGCCAGGAAUGACAUCACUUUCUUUGGAGCUUCCGAUCUCCUACGUUCUCAGCGAAGGUUCUCCCUGCGAGAUACCCGAUUCCGUGACGACCGUGAUUAUUCCUGAUAGACCCUGUCCGUCUCCCGUGACUCUAGAGGACGAAAAUUAUCAGCUUGAAUCAACGAAUCAAAAAGAAGAAUCAUUUAUUCGCUCUAAUAUCGCUAAAACAAGCGAAACACUGAAAAAGGAUCGAAGUGAAUACGGCAUGGAAGUUUUCGGUGAACAUGUCCGACCUGAAACCACCGUUCUACCUGUCGACAUUGAUUUCGUGCGUGGUGCGAAAGGGAUGAAAUCAAACCAAGACAUAAUAAUCGCUCACCAGAAUUUGAACAAGAUCAAGGAAGAAGACGAAGAGAAGAAGGACGUUGAAAGAGAGGAGAUAAAGAGCCCUCAGGAACAGAAAGAUGACGAGGAGCCAGUUGUACACGAACAAGUAAUAAAACUUACGACUCUGGAGAACAUCGUGGAACGCGAGGAGAACGAAGAAACCGGCGCGAAAAAGACUCCCGAAUCCAAGGAUGCUGAAGAGGUCUCCAGCGGUGCUCCCGAAUAUGAGUCCCUACCCGACACCAUAGAAUUGAUAGAUACUGGGUUGACAGACGAGGGAAACGCGGACAUUACCGUAGAAUCCCGGGGCACGAUGGAGAACUCGUCGGAGGAGAACGAGAGUACCCAGGAUACUCGCACGAUGACCUCUAGCGAGGUGAAAGAGAGUAAUCGAUCGAUCGAGAGCCCGAGUCUGGACAGACCGGUGGUGCCGGAGUUGAACCUGGAUUCUCUUCAGGAUAACACGGUGUCGUCCUUUAAAAUGACGGCGAACGGAACAGCCACGAAGGAAGACAACGGCAGUCCUAGCGACACCACGACGUCCUUGAUCGAACCCUUGAUUUCGGACGACAGGUUGAUGAACCAGUCGGUUCUGGCCGAUCGCGAAGAGGACGAUGUCGCAGAAGAGCUGACGGAAAGCUUGUCCAGGUAUAUGCAGUCGGAAGUUGCGGAGGCUGAUCAGUUGUACCGAGCGGAACAAGCGGAAUAUGAGCGCCUGGAGAAGGAUUUGUCGUCUCCGGAAACCAAUUUAGAAGGCGAAGCGAAAUCUCAGGAGGACGAUAUUGGUUUGAAGGCUUUAACGGAAGUUGUUGAACUUGUUGGCCCACGAGGCAAGGAGAUGGAAAAGGAAUUGGAAAGCGAGGAAGAAAUCGCAAGAGAAUUGAUAGGCUCGCUGGAGGAAGAUAUACUUUACACUAAAAAAUUAACGUUGGAAGAAAAAUCUAAGGAUGAGGGAGAAUCUGAGAAGAGCAAUUUAAAUGUGAAUGACAAAUCUAAUCGAUCAUUGCCGGACUCUGUUGAUGAGCAGGAAAAAGGAGAAAUUUCUUCGGAUAAAAUUCAAAUGAUAGAUGAAGCAGAAACUGAAGUAAUCGGUGAGUUAUCUAGCCAGGUGGAUAAUAAACCAGAUCACAAAGAUAAUAAUACUGAUAAUGAAACUGAAGAGCUUGAAUUAAAAGUAGAAAAUAAAGCUGUAGAAGUUGGAUACGUUGCGCCUUUAGCACAAUUUGAGCAGGACGAAUUAUUAGAACUUAAUGACGGACAAACGAUAGAAAAGAUUGAGGAGAAAAUUACAGUCGAAAGUAAACUUGAUAAUAUUGAUAAUAAUCAGGAAAAUCAGGAAGACAAACAAACAAGCGUUGAAGAAGUUGUAGAGAGUCAAAGUAACGAAAGUACAAACAAAAUUGAAGAAUUACAUAAAGAACAAAAAGAAAAUGAAGAAAAGUCGCAAGAUAAGGAUGAAGAAUGUGAGCAGGAAAAAUUACAAGUUGAGGAAAAAUGCGAAGAAGAAAAAUCAAAAGUACACGAAAGUACAAACGAAAGUACAAACAAAAUUGAAGAAUUACAUAAAGAACAAAAAGAAAAUGAAGAAAAGUCGCAAGAUAAAGAUGAAGAAUGUGAGCAGGAAAAAUUACAAGUCGAGGAAAAAUGCGAAGAAGAAAAAUUAAAAGUACACGAAGAAUACCAGCAGGAGAAAUCGGAGGAAUACACACAAGAAGAUUUAAAAAUCCACGAAAAAGAUAAUUAUAAAAAUUUACAAUUAGAGGAAAAAAUUGUUGAUAUAAAAACAGUGCCUUUAGAAGCAUCAGAGUCAAGAAAAGGAUCGAUGAACGAAUCGACGAAUGAUAAUGAUGAACGUGAAGAGACUGAACGAAUUACUAGUGAUGAAUUCGUCACUAACUCUAGGACAGAAAGAGACGUGAAAAAUAACGAGAUAGAAGAAUCUGAAAAUUUUUCAGCCAAGAUAGAGAAUGUUCAUAGACCAAUCGCAAGCACAAUAUCGGAACAAUCGAUGGAAGAUCAUUCUCAUGGUGGAUAUUGGAUCACGCAGACGCAAUCAUCCACCGUGGAAACGGUGAUUGAAACUUCUGAUUCUACUACGAAUACAGACGAGAAAAUAAAGUCUGCUACUGAUGUGCCAGAAAUUAUCAAAGACGAAUCGCUUAAUCAGAAGAAAGAUGAUUUUUACUCAGCAGUUAUAAAAAUCCAAGCUUGUGUUCGAGGAUUUUUAAUGCGUCGUCGCAUGAAAAAAGAUGUCAACUCAAAAACUGUUUCGGACAAUGUUUCUUCGGUGCAGAAAAUAAAUACGAUCGAUCAUUUAACGGUGCCGCAUCCUGCAAAUUUGCGAGAAGUCAGAAGUGGAAGACAACGUCUUCGACGAGAAGAAGCUCUACGAAACACUACUCUCUCGUUGGAGAACGCUUUCGCUACAGGCAGACUUCAACAUACCGGCGAGUUUCACGAUUCUGUGCCGUUGCCUCUUUUCGAUCUGAUUUACAAUAAUAGGGCUGAUUCAACCACGUCGGAAGAAUUGUCGAAUAAAACGAUUGAAGAAGAGGAACAAACUAGUCAAUCUGAUAUUGCAAAAUCUAACGCCGAGAGCGAUUCCGUUCACGAUGAUACACACGAAGGAGGUUUUCAGAAGGGCAACGUCUUCACCGAUCACCAUUCGACUUUUCCGAUCGUGAUGCAUCUGCUAGCGGAUGCAUCUCGCAAUUGUCACUUUGCAGUUAGUCAGAACUCCCGUUCUGAUUUCAAUGCGAAUGAUAAAGGAAUGAAACCUGCGGAGUCCACCCUGGACUUCCUGAUGCUGGGCUACCCGAGAGACGACGACAAUCGAUACUUGAAUUUCAUAACCAGCGUCGAGGAUCUGGAACACGGUUCGAACAUGGAUUCUUUACCCCUGAACGACACAAUAAAGUGCCCGAAGAACGUCGACGACGCUCGUCCCUCGACGACUUCCGGCGAGGGUAGCAUCAGGGAACCCCUGGCUCUUCCGGGCACUUCUCAGGGUGUCGUGAUCGAGGAGGUGACCAGUUUGGACGCCGAACUUACCCGAUCAGAGUCUGCGACGAAACCGUCGACCGCGUCGAAAACCUCGCUAGAUACAAAUAGCUCGGUGCCAUCGGAGGAAUGCACCCUCGAGGACGAAAAGAAUGAUUUAGGAACGUCGCCAAGGAUCGCGGGAGACCGGAAACGUGCGAACGGAGAGGCCGAAAGACAAAAGUCCGAUUCCAACCUUGAGAGCAUCCCAGAAAAUGAUAGCGAGGAUGCGAGAAAAGAGCGCGUUGAAGAGGAGACGGGCGAAAAGACGUGAAUUAUCAAUUUUAUGGAGUGAAUCGAAGCACGGCACAAUUAGUUCCUUCGAUUAAGAUCGUCGCUUGUGUGUGAGAUAAUAAUUAUCACUAUACUUUCACUUUGCAUGCAUUAUUUUAGAAUAAUUUGCAAGGAGACGUUAUUGUUUCACAUUAUUUUUAACUUCGAUGAUUUAGGGUAAUUUUUUUUAAUUUGAUAUAAUUUUUCUAUUUUAUAUAGAUGUAUAAGAAUAAUAUGCGAGUAGAGAGAUUAUUUCUCAGGAAUAUAUAGUUUUGAAAUAUACAUUGCAUACAAUUGUUAAUGCACAUGUAGAAGAUGCAACGAGAUUCUAGAUUUGCAAUUGUACUACACAAUACAAGCGAACGAUCUCUUCCCGCUUUUAUUAUAGUUCAAAGAUAUAUAUCUUUAUAUAUACUGCACAGAGCAGUAAUAAAUUGUAUGAUAAUUAAA